Messenger RNA from Syngnathus typhle (broad-nosed pipefish), 3418 nucleotides. It is a transcript of the gene mag, whose product is annotated as myelin associated glycoprotein. The record is from RefSeq and is a predicted model, not a curated record. The transcript has 13 exons. Bases 513 to 2462 code for a protein of 649 amino acids. Lineage: Eukaryota; Metazoa; Chordata; Actinopteri; Syngnathiformes; Syngnathidae.
CACUUAAAGGUUAUUUCUUCAUUCAAAAUUUCCAAUUAGGAAAAAUGGUUUGGCAUCAGCUUCAUCUACAUGACAUAUAUGUACAUUGUGAUUGUCAUCCUUCUGUAGCCCGUGAAGCAAAAUGAAGCAUUUUGAGUUUAAAACUGCUAGUAGGGCGUUUGAAAGUGGGAGGACCCGAUGACAUCACACUGAGCGAGCGAGCGAGAGAGUGAGAUGAAGACGUAGAGGAGGAGGACGCUGCCUCACAUCCAUCAAUCCAUCCAUCCCUUCUGGCUAAUGAGUUCCUCUGCCCUCUACAAUUCCAACAUCUGAGUGGUCAAGCGUGGACGAGGACGCCGAACAAGAGGCCGGUGAGAGAAGGAGCAGGAGCCUGGCGCUGAGGCUGGUAUGAGAGAAGAAGGUUGGCAAGCCAUCUGGGUGUGAGCAAACACCCACCAGUGGAUCCCCUUUUCCUGUCAAACAGCUCUUUGCUUUGAAUCAUCACAAUUCCCAAGAGGUGUGGAGUGAACGCCAUGUGGUGCGUGACGCUGUUCUUAUCGCUACUGCUAAUCAUCAAUGAUGUCAGCUCCCAGUGGAACGUUUGGGUGCCGCGGGACAUCUCGGCUAUGACCAACACCUGCGUGGUCAUCCAGUGCACCUUCAUGUACCCGUCGGGCGUCAGGCCGUACCGCGGCGUCCACGGCAUCUGGUACUACGGCCAGCCCUACCCGCAGCUCUUCCCGCCGGUGGUGUUCAAGACCCGCACGGACGUGGUGCACGAGAGCUACAAGGGUCGCACCAGGAUGCUGGGUGACCUUCAGCAGAAGAAUUGCACGCUGCUCAUCAACAACGUGGCACCGGAGCACUCGGGGAGAUACUACUUUCGCGCUGAUCUCGGCGGGGCCAACGUGUACACCUUCCCGGAUUUUGCCGAUCUUAAAGUUCUGGAUCAACCCAACAUCGACGUCCCCGACGAGAUCGUGAGCGACGAGAGCCUGACGCUGACUUGCUACGCCCCCGACAACUGCCCCGACAUGAACCCCGAGAUCCAGUGGAUGUACACGGAUUACCUGCCCGACCCCGAAUUCAGCUCCGACUACACCGAGGAGGGCAACACCGCCGUGCAAUCCAGCACAUUGGUGUUCACCCCCAGGCCGGUGCACAAUGGCCAGCUGCUGGGCUGCAGGGUGUACUACCCCAACACCACGCUGGUCUAUGAAAGGCUGGUCUCUCUGGACAUCAAAUACGCUCCGCGUUCAGUGUGGGUGAACGUCUCCUCGGAGGUGAUGGAAGGCAGCUCGGUGAGCCUACACUGUGAAGUGGACAGUAACCCGCCUGCCAGGAUUUCCUGGAAGUUUGGAGAGCAGGAACUGCUGUGGGACACCGCGUCCAACCUGUCGCUCACAUUAGACGACGUGACGCCGGCAGAGGAGGGCGUCUACACCUGCGUUGGCGACAACGGCUACGGCGCCAUGAAUACGUCACUCUACUUAGCCGUCAAGUACCCUCCCCGCGAACCCAUCGUCAACGACUCCUUGACUGUCCAGGAGGGCUCCUCACUGACGCUGCACUGCAGCACUCAGGGAAGCCCGCCGCCUACCCUCACCUGGCUAAAGGACGGCGAACUGGUGGGCACCAUCACCGCUGAUGACUUGUCCGUGCUGGAGCUCGAGGACAUCACACCGCAGGGUGACGGCCAAUACCGCUGCCUGGCUGAGAACGAGCACGGCCGUGCCAGCAGCUCCCUGAACAUCACUGUGGAGUAUGCUCCAAUCCUUCUGGACGAGUCCAAAUGCACGGUAGUGCGGGAGGGCGUGCAAUGCGUCUGCAUGGCUUCGGGGAACCCCGAGCCCACCAUCGAGUUUUACCUGCCCGACUUGAACAUCACCAUCAACGAGACGGAGGGCCGCUACAACUUCUACACGCACACGGACGGCCAGACGUCCACGGGCAUGAUCAAACUGCGAGAGAAGGGCGAGCGGGCCAGCAACGGCGGCCCCGCCGUCAACGUCCACUGCAGCAUCUCCAACAUGUACGGCAGAGAAAGCGUUCUCCUGGAGCUCCAGCAAGAGAAGAAGUACCUCAUGGCCGUUAUCGUGGGCACAAUCGGCGGCGUGGCGGUCAUCGCCUUCAUCAUCGCCGCAGUGAGAUACGUGGGCCAAAACAAUAAGAAAGAGAAUGGCCUCCCUAGGCAGGACGUGGUCCUGGAGAACCCCGCUUUGUACUACAGCGCAGUCAAGAAGGACAAACAAAAUCUGAGGAAGAAAGUGCUUAAGACAGAGCUGUUGGGCUCAAAGUUUAACUCCAUUCUAGAGGAGAGCACGGGAGAAGACGGGGAUUUCCAACCUGCAAGCUCUUUGGCAAGCUUUGAGAGGCGAGAGCUAAACUACGCCGCUCCGGAGCUGGGUGGGUCCAGGGAGGGAGCGCCGGCGGGGAGGGGGGACGACAGCAGCAGCAGUUACGCAGAAAUCAAAGCCAAAUGAAUCGCGAUCCUUCCCUGAUGCCUCGGCCACGCGAGACGCAGUUGCGCUUUUUGACGUGUAAUAUUAGAAAGCUUCUUUCCAUUCCAUCAAAUAAAAACAAAGUCUUAGAGUAAAUAACAUGAAAAAUGGUUCGAUGCAGAAGAAAUUGUUGAGAAAUUUGAGCAAAUAAUGAUGAAAUAAGAAUUUUUAAAGUCACAAUCUUGUGUCGUCGUCACACUCCGUAAAAAAAAACUGCGUCUGCUGCCAGUCAAAGCAUGAGGGAAAGGAUAAAGUGUCUUUUAUUUUAUUUUGCGACAUGUUCAAUGUCACUCGAGGGUUUCCUCCCCCGCAAGAUCAAAAGGGUCAUAAAUGAAAUGACAAUUUUUCAAGCUAAACUGCUCUGACCUUUUCAGGCCUCUGUAUUUCAUUUCUUUUGCCUGAUAGGGUGAAGACGCAACCUUGCGUCACUAUUUUUUAUCGUAUUUAACGUGGACAGUCAACAAAACGGUUGCCGUCUCCUUUAAGAGUCUUUAAAAACGUCCCGAAAUGGAAUCAAGUCCGUAUUUGAGUGUAAAUUGUCAAAUCUUUUUGUAUUGGAACGCUGGCUUCUCUGACUGAUGGGAAAAACGCAGCACUUCUAGAGCCUUCUCUCGUUUUGACAAUGUGUGUGUACGUGUGCCUGUUUGUGUAAAUGUGUUCAAAGUGCUGAAAGACGAUGGCUUUUUGGGGAUGUUCUCAUAAUGUUGCAUCCGAUGUUUAUGUUGUCGGAGAUGGUUGAAAUCCUAACGCACUAUAGCAAUGCUAAACUAAGAGCCUAAUUUGAUAACCAUGGUGUCGAUAACAUAUUAACCAGUGGGAUGCCGGUACAAACAAUAGAAAGUUUCCAAAAUUGCGCCAAACGUUACAGUUAUUGACCAUAUACUACAUGUUGUGUAAUUAUGGCCUGUCAAAUAUUAAAGGGAUACCCCAGUUGUCAA